GACCAACUCCUCUGUGCCAGGAAAAGCCGCUUCUUUCUCACAUUGAUCAGCACAUUUAUUUUAGCAAUGGAUCAUCAAAUUAAACGGCAGUCUUCUCAAAAUUUCAAUUUUAGUUCACUUUCAGGACCCAAACACCAACACUAUGCCCACAGUGUCAGCGGAGGGGCAGGUGGCUAUGGAACCAGGAUCUCCCGUUUCUAUCACUCGCAGCUUGGCCCCCACUUUGGUGGAGGAUACAAAUACACUUUCAGCAGCAGGUCCUCUGGGAAUACAUCUGGAGACCUGAAUAUCAGAACAUCUGGAGACCUGAAUAUCGGAAACGAGAAGCUUGCCAUGCAGCACCUGAACGACCGCCUGGCGAGCUACCUGGAGACAGUGAGGAAACUGGAGAAGGCCAAUAAUGUUCUGGAGAUCAAGAUUAGAGAGACCAUUGAGAAGAGAGGCCCCUUGGAAGGGAGGGACUACAGCAAGUACUACGCCACCAUUGCAGACCUGAGGGCCAAGAUCUUCAACAUGGUCAAGGGAAACGCCCACCUUGCCAUCAGUCUUGACAACGCACGCCUGGCUUCAGACGACUUCCGAGCCAAGAUGGAAUAUGAGUUGUCCAUGAGGCAGGCAGUGGAGGCUGAUGUUGCCAGGCUGAGGAAGUUCCUGGAUGACACCAAUGUUGUUCGCAUGAACCUGGAGGCUGAAAUUGAGUCCAUGAAGGAGGAGUUGAUAACCCUGAAGAAGAACCAUGAAAGAGAAGUUGCUGAAUUGCAAGCCCAAAUCGCCCAGGCUGGCGUUCAAGUGGAUGUUGAUGCUCCUAAAGGACAGGACCUAACCAGGAUCAUGGAGGAAAUAAGAGCAAAGUAUGAGAAAAUAGCACUGAAGAACCAGGAAGAGUUCAAAGCAUGGCAUGAAUCUCAGAUCACAGAGGUGCAGGUCAAAGUGACCGAGAGCUCAACAGCCCUGAAGGAUGCCUCAAGUUUAAUGACUGAAACUAGGAGGCGAUAUCAGGCACUGGAAAUUGAACUGCAGUCUGCACAUAGUCUGAAAGCGGCCCUUGAGGCUGCCCUCCGUGACACUGAAAUGAGUUACAAUGUGGAGUUGGAGAAGUAUAAUGCAAUCAUCCUGAGGCUGCAGGAGGAACUGACACAGAUUCGCAGCAACAUCCAACAAAACACUCACGAGUACGACCUCCUGCUCAACAUCAAGGUGAAACUGGAGGCUGAGAUCGCUGAGUACAGGAGGCUGCUGGAUGGUGGAGGAGAAUUAAUGCUUGAGGAUGCCCUUAAUUCAGCAAAAGUCCAAAACGUCAUAACGGUCACUCAGACUCUGGUGGACGGCAAAGUGGUGUCAGAGACCAAGGAUGUCAAAUCAAGUGAAAACCUUGCAAUUAGUUAAAAAAAGAAACAGAAAAAGAAACAACUGUAUGAAAAUAAAACAAACCAACAUGACUA
Archocentrus centrarchus (flier cichlid) is the source of this 1442-nucleotide messenger RNA. Its product is annotated as keratin, type I cytoskeletal 18-like. Gene Ontology annotation, cellular component: keratin filament; cytoskeleton. The transcript is spliced from 7 exons. NCBI's taxonomy places the organism in Eukaryota, Metazoa, Chordata, Actinopteri, Cichliformes, Cichlidae. The record is from RefSeq and is a predicted model, not a curated record. The coding region runs from base 67 to 1386 and encodes 439 amino acids. Gene Ontology annotation, molecular function: structural molecule activity. Gene Ontology annotation, biological process: intermediate filament cytoskeleton organization.